UACAGCAGAGGAGAAGGAGGGGAGAACUAGGCUAGACGUGGAUCUGAUUCAGCUGCCCCAUGUGCUGGAGGGGAGGAAGAGGGAGAGACGGAGUGUGUGAGGUUGCAGAAGACACAUCAGGAAAGACAUAGGUAGAGAUGAGAAGUCCCCAGAUGGCUAUGGGAGAGAUAGGAACAUAGAGAUCAGGAAUCACAGGAGAAAACGUGGGGAGAGGAGGAGGACUGAGGAGAGCACAGUAUGAAUGGAAAUGACAGAGUAUUAGAAACAAGGUGAUUGGAUUGUGGAUAAUUUCAGCAGAAAGUGACUGUGGCUGUCAGCAUAAAACCACACAGUAUGGGGGGAGCAAGAGAUAUAGGGGAGGAAGGGGGAAGAGAAUGAGUAACAGGGGAGGAACAAAGAAAAGUGCAGUUGGGAUAAAGAAGAGACAGAAGAGAGGUGCAGAUAGCCAGAGAGAAAAGAUCCGUACAGUUCCCAGAAGCCUUCACUGUGCCUCCAUGACCAUCCGACCAGUGCUUUCCCUGUGGCUUCUCAUGGUCCUCACCACCUAUAUGGUGACAGGACACCCACAGUGUUUGGAUUACAAGCCCCCUUUCCAACCCUCAAAACCCCUGGCUUUCUGCUUAGCCUAUUCCUCCUUUGGAUGCUGUGACACAGCUCUUGACAGAAGCAUUGCCGACAGGUUCCGCUACAUCACGGAAUUCCUGGACCACACCGGGGUCAGUGUCUGUGGAGACUACAUACGGAACAUCCUGUGCCAGAAAUGUUCCCCUUAUGCUGCCCAUUUAUAUGAUGCAGAAGAUGCCAAUACUCCCCUCCGUGACCUUCCUGGUCUGUGCGGUAACUAUUGCACAGAAUUCUGGUUCCGAUGUCGCUCCACGCUCAGCUUGAUCAUCGAGGACAGGGACCUAUCAGAUAUAGAAGGCGACGUUGUCAAAUUCUGCCGCUUUCUGACAUUGGAUGAUGUCAAUUACUGUUACCCCAAUGUCCUCACAAAUGCUGAACUGAACAGUGGCCUUGGGAAUGUAAAGGAAGAUGAAGAAGGGUGUCUCCAGCUGUGCCUACAGGAAGUGGCCAAUGGACUGCGUAAUCCAUUAGCUAUGGUACAUGCCAACGAUGGAACUCAUCGCUUCUUUAUAGCCGAGCAGUUGGGCUAUGUAUGGGUCUAUCUUCCAAAUGGUUCACGGGUGGACAAACCAUUUCUUAAUGUCUCCAAAGCUGUACUUACGUCCCCCUGGGCCGGAGAUGAGAGGGGCUUUUUGGGCAUUGCAAUGCAUCCUGACUUCCGUCACAAUGGAAAAUUCUAUGUCUACUAUUCUAUCCAUGCAAAGAACGAGGAGAGGAUUCGAAUUUCCGAGUUUCAUUUGUCUACUGAAGACCGGAAUAUGGCGGAUCACAAAUCUGAACGAGUAAUCCUGGAGAUAACCGAGCCGGCAUCUAACCACAAUGGGGGCCAGGUCCUGUUUGGAACGGAUGGAUAUCUUUAUAUCUUCACUGGAGAUGGUGGACGAGCUGGAGAUCCAUUUGGAGAAUUUGGGAAUGCACAAAACAAGUCAUCUCUUCUGGGCAAAGUCCUGCGUAUAAACGUCACGGGCAAUGAUAAAGGACCACCCUACCGCAUACCAGCUGACAACCCCUUUCUGCGAGAACGCACAGCACGGCCGGAGGUGUUUGCCUAUGGCGCCAGGAAUAUGUGGCGAUGCUCCGUGGACAGGGGUGACCCAACCACCAGGAAAGGACGAGGACGCAUUAUAUGCGGGGAUGUUGGACAGAACAAGUUUGAAGAGGUGGAUCUUAUCCAGAAAGGGGGCAAUUAUGGCUGGAGGGCAAAGGAGGGGUUCUCCUGUUACGACAAGAAGCUGUGUAACAACGCAUCCCUUGAUGACAUCUUACCAAUAUUUGCCUAUCCUCACUCACUGGGAAAGUCAGUCACUGGGGGCUAUGUCUACCGCGGAUGUCAAAUGCCCAAUCUCAUGGGACGCUACAUCUUUGGGGACUUCAUGAGUGGGCGCCUUAUGUCGCUAAAACAGGACAAGGACGGACAACAAUGGCAUUACACAGAGAUCUGUAUGGGAGCGGCCCAAACCUGCAACUUUCCCAAACUAAUCAACAGCUACUACCCCUAUAUUAUAACAUUUGGAGAGGAUGAGGCAGGUGAACUGUAUUUCUUGUCCACGGGGACCCCGAGUGCAGCAGUGGCAGCUGGCGUCAUGUAUAAAAUAGUGGACCCAUCAAAGAGAGCUCCCCCAGGCAAAUGCCCCCUGAGCCCUCAACCUGUGCCUGUGAGAGGAAAACUGAUAGAUUUCUAUCCAAGGCAAAAACUCAUUCUAAAACCAGACGCUGCAACGACAGAACUUGCCCCGACCUCCACUUCUGUCAGAUUACAACAUACAACCAGAUUCAGCACAACAGUAGGACCACACUUCACGGCCUCAUCUCCUGCGAGUAGUACUUACAGGAGAAUGAGCACCCCUGCGUAUGUUACAGCAGCCCCGGUCCCCAAGCCAGCAACUCCCAGAAAAGGAGUAACAGUUAUUCCAAAGAUGGAGAAAAGUGUAACAAAUGCUAGGAAAGGAGGGAGGGUCACUGCCAUUCCGCGGCCGACAAGUCAUUGGAUUCCCACCAAGGGUUGGCAAAGUGAAUUAAAAGACGUUUUCACCACCAGAGGAAGAUCCCCAUCAAGAUAUACCCCCCACCUAAUGACGACAGCACAGACGCCCAGAAAAAAAACACAAGUUGUCAGAAAAGUUGGAGACAAGAAGGGUCAUGGGGUGAGACGAGGCAAGAAGAAGGUAGUGAAGAAGCAGAAGGUGAAGGUCAUCAAGAGAUUAAAACAUGGGACUGUACGUCUGGUUAAUGAGGACAAGCAGCCUGACCGCGGAAGGGUGGAGAUUUACAUCAACGGAGAGUGGGGGACAGUCUGCAAUGAUAGGUUUGACAGCAAGGCAGGUGCCGUGGUCUGUCAGCAAUUGGGGUACCCUUAUGUGCUGAAGGUAGCUAGAAAAACAGAGUUUGGGGAAGGCAAGGGGCUUAGAAUUUUGUUAGAUGAGAUAAAAUGUGAAGGGUGGGAGAAAACCCUUCUGGAAUGCAGAAGAUCAAAAAUUGGGGAACAUGACUGUAACCACGAAGAAGAUGUUGGGGUGGUGUGUGGUAUGGAGGAGAAGCAUUCAGAUAGCGACCUGUUAUUAUAGAAGGGGGCAGGUGAGUGGUUGUUUGGGAUGUCUUGAAAAUCUAGAAAGACUGCAAAAUGGGAGAAGGGUUUAAACAUUUUGGACAAGAGAACUAUUCCCAGGAGGCUACACAAAACCAUCUGUCCCAAGCUGGAGAACAUCAGUUCUUGGGCAACUCACAGAAUGAGAAUGAUUCAUUAUUCUUAUUGAACCACUGAUACUAGAGGCAGCAUGACGUUAUUGUAAGGUGCAUUCUUUACAUAAAGAUGGCACUGCUACUUCCUGCUGGAAAAGUGCUUAAAUGUCCUCAGGAGGGCGCCACAUGCAAAAGUAAUUUCUGGAUGCUGUACAUAGGAUACCUCCUGGAUGUAAUAUACACCCUUCAAUAAAGCAGCCGGUCUGCAGUUUUAUAUGGUGUCAAGGGCAA
Messenger RNA from Pseudophryne corroboree (corroboree frog), 3594 nucleotides. RefSeq names its product HHIP-like protein 1. Bases 375 to 3188 code for a protein of 937 amino acids. NCBI's taxonomy places the organism in Eukaryota, Metazoa, Chordata, Amphibia, Anura, Myobatrachidae. The transcript has 9 exons. The record is from RefSeq and is a predicted model, not a curated record. Gene Ontology annotation, cellular component: membrane.